AUGCCUCAUUUCACAAGAAACUACUCUGACUCAUUGAAGGCUUUCUACAUAGAAAACCAGAACGUUGGCCAAAAAGAUAGCACGGAAGAUUGGCGCAUUCGAGGAUACAACCCAUUGACACCACCCGAUUUGCUUCAACAUGAAGUCCCCCAAACACCCGAAUCCAAGGCAACAGUGUUGAAGGGUCGCAAUGAGUCUGUCGAUAUUGUUACUGGAGCGGAUAAGAAUGGCAGAUUACUGGUAGUCAUCGGUCCAUGCUCAAUUCACGAUCCUGCCGCUGCGCUCGAAUAUUGCGACAAGCUCGUGGCCCUCAAGAACAAAUACGAAGAUGACCUCUUGAUUGUUAUGCGCUCUUACCUCGAGAAACCAAGAACGACUGUUGGAUGGAAAGGUCUCAUCAAUGAUCCUGAUAUCGACAACAGCUUCAAGAUCAACAAAGGAUUGAGAAUCAGCAGACAAUUGUUCGUUGACUUGACUGCCAGAGGAAUGCCAAUUGCAAGUGAAAUGCUGGAUACUAUUUCGCCACAAUUCUUGGCAGAUUUAUUGAGUGUUGGAGCUGUUGGAGCUAGGACAACUGAGAGUCAAUUGCACAGAGAAUUGGCUAGUGGAUUGAGUUUCCCGGUUGGUUUCAAGAACGGUACGGAUGGUAGUCUCGGUGUAGCCAUUGAUGCUAUCGGUGCCGUGCGACAUCCUCAUCACUUCCUCUCAGUUACCAAGCCUGGUGUUGCUGCCAUUGUUGGUACAGUUGGCAACGAGGACUGCUUCGUUAUUCUUAGAGGUGGUACCAAGGGCACCAAUUAUGAUGCAAAGAGUAUUCAAGAGGCAAAGGCCGCACUUGAGAAGAACGGAGUCAGACAGAGAUUGAUGGUUGAUUGCAGUCAUGGAAACUCAUUGAAAAACCACAAGAAUCAACCCAAGGUCGCCGCUGUAUUGGCGGAGCAAAUUGCAGCAGGCGAGGAUGCCAUCAUGGGUGUCAUGAUUGAAAGCAAUAUUAACGAGGGUGCACAAAAGGUGCCAAAGGAAGGAAAGUCCGGCCUUCAAUACGGUGUGAGUAUCACUGAUGCUUGCAUUGGAUGGGAUGACACCGAAUCAGUCCUUGAAACUCUAGCGAAUGCUGUUAAGCAACGAAGAGAGCUCAAGACUGGUUCAAACAGGAAUUGA
Messenger RNA from Sclerotinia sclerotiorum 1980 UF-70, 1161 nucleotides. RefSeq lists its product as hypothetical. The coding region runs from base 1 to 1161 and encodes 386 amino acids. The record is from RefSeq and is a predicted model, not a curated record. Gene Ontology annotation, molecular function: 3-deoxy-7-phosphoheptulonate synthase activity. NCBI's taxonomy places the organism in Eukaryota, Fungi, Ascomycota, Leotiomycetes, Helotiales, Sclerotiniaceae. Gene Ontology annotation, cellular component: cytoplasm. The transcript is spliced from 3 exons. Gene Ontology annotation, biological process: aromatic amino acid biosynthetic process.